Messenger RNA from Triplophysa dalaica, 4462 nucleotides. RefSeq names its product mannosidase, alpha, class 1A, member 1 (gene man1a1). Lineage: Eukaryota; Metazoa; Chordata; Actinopteri; Cypriniformes; Nemacheilidae. The transcript has 12 exons. The record is from RefSeq and is a predicted model, not a curated record. Gene Ontology annotation, molecular function: mannosyl-oligosaccharide 1,2-alpha-mannosidase activity; calcium ion binding. Gene Ontology annotation, cellular component: endoplasmic reticulum; extracellular exosome; Golgi membrane. Gene Ontology annotation, biological process: carbohydrate metabolic process; N-glycan processing. Bases 220 to 2079 code for a protein of 619 amino acids.
CUUCACACAGAUGUGUGUGAGGCGUAAGCGUGCUCAGUUGAGGCGGCGGGACAUCGUGCGCAUACCGGGAUCAACUUCUUUCAAGGAACUACAGUGUUUUAUUCAAACAGCUCGAGAUCAAUUUAAGCCUUAUUAUAAGGAAUAUAGAUCAGCGUCUCGGACAGUCACUUUCGUUUAUAUACUUUUCGCAAUAUUGAGCUGCUUUAAACGCCGAAGAAAAUGCCUGUAGCGUCUCUUCUACCUUUCACGGUUAUCCCGAAUAGGAAGUCUGUCAGCCCGACCUCCUUCAGGCUUACGGAGAAGUUUAUAUUGCUUUUAGUUUUUAGCGGCUUUAUUACUCUGUGUUUCGGAGCUAUCUUCUUCUUGCCGGAUUCUACCAAGCUCCUCAGCGGAGUUUUCUUCCGCUCGUCCUCGGUGGAGGCAGAUACGCGCACAGGUACCGUCAGCGAUUCGAACCCCGGAACGGGCAAGGAUGAGAAGAUACUGGCGAAGAUUAGAAAAGACCACGAAAAGGCACUGCUCGAAGCCAAGGACACCCUACAGAAACGACCGGAAGAGAUUGAUCAAGACAUUAAGCGCGAGAAGGAGAAAGUUGCUGUACGGGCGAAAGCCCUAAAAGAUGACAGUUUGCCCCUCGUUGAGUACUUGCGGCCGCCCGGUGCAACAGGGCACGAGCCGUCAGAUCCUGAUAUUAAAGAGAAGAGAGCCAAAAUUAAAGAGAUGAUGCAAUUUGCUUGGGACAAUUACAAGCACUACGCCUGGGGCUCCAACGAACUGCGUCCCGUCUCUAAGCAGGGCCACUCCAGCAAUCUGUUCGGAAGCCUCAAAGGUGCCACCAUUGUGGAUGCACUGGACACGCUCUACAUCAUGGAGAUGUAUGACGAAUUUGAGGCUGCAACAGAGUGGGUGGAGAGAAACCUGGAUUUCAACAUGAAUGCUGAAAUCUCCGUCUUUGAAGUGAACAUCCGUUUCGUCGGAGGGCUGCUGUCCGCCUAUUAUCUCUCAGGCAAAGAGGUGUUUAGAAAGAAAGCUGUUGAACUGGGAGAGAAGCUGUUGCCGGCUUUCAAGACCCCGACCGGCAUUCCCUGGGCUCUCCUCAACCUGAAGAGUGGGAUAGGCAGAAACUGGCCAUGGGCGUCAGGAGGAAGCAGUAUUCUUGCUGAGUACGGGACGUUGCAUUUGGAGUUUAUGCACCUCAGCGCACUUUCCGGGAGGCCUUCAUUUGCUGAAAAGGUAAUGAAUAUUAGGAAAGUGCUGAAUCGCCUGGACAAACCUCAAGGAUUGUACCCCAAUUACCUGAACCCAAACAGCGGACAGUGGGGCCAACAUCACGUCUCUGUAGGCGGCUUGGGGGACAGUUUCUACGAGUACCUGCUGAAGGCCUGGCUCAUGUCAGACAAAAGCGAUGACGAGGGGAAGAAACUCUACUAUGAUGCCCUGCAGGCUAUUGAAAAGAAUUUGAUUCGCAAGUCAAGCGGAGGGCUGACGUAUAUCGCAGAAUGGAAGGGCGGACUCCUGGAGCACAAGAUGGGUCACCUGACGUGCUUCGCUGGUGGCAUGAUCGCUUUGGGGGCAGACGGAGCCCCUGAUGAUAAGACGGGUAGCCAGAUGGAGCUGGCUGCUGAGAUCGCCCGGACCUGUCACGAGUCGUACGCUCGAACCAGUAUGAAGCUGGGCCCGGAGGCAUUCCGCUUCGACGGCGGCGUGGAGGCCAUCGCCACACGUCAAAACGAGAAAUACUUCAUUCUGAGGCCGGAGGUCAUCGAGACGUACAUGUACAUGUGGAGGUUCACCCACGACCCCAAAUACAGACAGUGGGGAUGGGAAGCCGUACAGGCUCUGGAGACGCACUGUCGGGUGGAAGGUGGUUUCAGCGGCGUGCGGGACGUCUACGGCAGUACCCCCAACCACGAUGAUGUCCAGCAGAGCUUCUUCCUUUCUGAGACACUUAAGUAUCUGUAUCUGCUGUUCUCUGAUGACGAUCACUUGCCCCUCGAGCACUGGGUGUUCAACACGGAAGCCCAUCCUCUUCCCGUCAUUAAGAAACCGAGUCCGGAGCUAACCAAUCAUCUUAAGUAACCCCAAACCUUCCCGAAGCUCCAAUGAAACGUGACUUCCUGGACGUGCUCUGACAGUGGGCGAGAGAUAUGAACUCAGAGUCCCCCUGUGGCCGGAGACGUCCUGACCUCCUGGAGCUUCAGGUCUCCUGUCACAAGCCUCAGUCCCGGAGCGCUUACCCCCGGCUUAUUGUUCUCCGCUAUCUCUGACGAUGGGAUUCCGCAUGCCGCCUCCAUCCCCUCUUUGUCCCCGAUGCUUUGGUCACGUCUCUGAGUCGCAGAGACCGAUGACCAUAUCUCCUCUGUGAGGAGACCAAAUGUUACCCGCCGCCCUCUCUCACACUUAAAAAAAAAGCCAUAGGUAAUUCAAGCGUCGUUUUUCCUUUUUGGCGUCGUAUUUGAGCAAGGAUGUGAGAACGUUGCCCAACUUUUGUUAUUGCUAUUGCUGUCGUUUUGUGUUUCUUUUGUUUAAAAUCGGUUUCAUCUGGGUUUUGUUUUGGUUCGGGGCUUUAUGUGGCAGCAAGGUAGUGAAACGAAGUGAACUAGUGCCUUUUAGUCUUGAUAAACGUUAAGUUAGUCAAAUUUUAAUAUUAAUUUUGGAUUUAUUUUCGCCGUCUGCAUUUGUGUGUCUGAGGGCAUUAUUUUACUGGGCAGUUUGAGAAGGUUGUCGGCCCUCGAACAUUCUUUCUGGAACUGCUGUGGACACGAGAAUCGUUUGAGUUUUUACUUUUUCCCAUUAGCUUGCUUUUAACGUCGCUGAAAAAUGUGUACAAAAUGUGUUUUGUUUACUUCACCAUCGAAGCAGAGACUUUUUCUCCUACAUAUGUAAAAUAAGAGUGCUAUGUGUUAAUUUAUUACGUGUAGACGUUUUCGACGUUUUUCAGUGCAGAGGGCAGGGAACUUAGAUCUUUCUGUAUCUCUCGGAGGGUGUUGGGAAGACACGGGCAGCAUCCAUCAAAGGGGGAGGAAAUAUCUGUAUGAUGAAUGUACUACCAAAUGUGAAUCAUAUUUUGGCCUAGUUGUUGUGAUUUUAUGAUUUUAUCAAAUCGUUUGUUUAAUGUUUAUUUUAAAAUGAAAGCACAAAAAAAACAUGAUUAUAUUUGGGUUCUCCCUGGUGAAGAUAUAUAAGGAUUUUACUGUAGGACAUGACUGCACAAAUGAGAAAUUUCGUCGGAAGGAAAACAAAGCAGACCACUAGACUGGACAAUAAUAGAAAAAGACGAGGACGUGUCACUGGUGGAUCUCGCACGCCGGUAUGCAUAUGUAUAUGUACAUCCCAUGGGAACAAUACAUACACUACAUUCAUUACACAAGAAAUGACUCCAUUACGAUUCAUGGAGGAAUAUACUGAUUCUUAAUCUAUGUGUGAAACCUCUGAUAUGAGGUCUGUAUGGAAAUUCAUGCUGGAUGAAAGGUUUCCUGUUGCUUCAAUGUGAUUGGUUGCUGCUGAUGCUAUUGGAUGCCACACCUCGUCUUUUGUUCUCAUGUUGACCUGUUGCAGUGUUCCUAAAACCAAGCUCACAAAUAUUCACAUCUGGUUAAAAUUGAACCACCUUGCUUGACUAGUAUGUGAGUAGGCGUGGCCGUUUAGCUUUAACCAAUGACGAUCCGUUUCAUGGAUGAUGUAUUAUACUGGUGGAUAAAGUGGUAUUUUACGUAAAAACAGCGAAAAGAAAUACCUCUUAGAACCAUUGAGACACUUGCAUGGUAUUUUUUGGUAUGCUAUCGAACAGCAAAGGAUCCAUAGAUGAAAUUAAUGUCAUGAGCCUGGAGCUCAAGGGAGGCCUGUCAUGCAAAAAAACACUGUGACACACUGUAGACAGGACAUGGCAUUCACUGUAUUCAUGAUACAUCGACUCCAAACGACGUUUAGCUGUAGAGCGGAUUAGCGCGAACUAGCACUUCCUGUCGUCUGUUUAGUUCACGUGAUUCCUUAAGCUGUGAGUUUACAUCGUAGUGGUAAGAAUCAACAGCUGCUCUUCGGAGGCAGACGUUUCCUGGCAGAAUAGAAGAUGUGCUUUUCAGAAUUCUGGAUUUUAAAAAAUCGCUGUUUAAAUAUUGUUGAUGAUCUUGCAUAGCAGAUGCCUUUUUAGUUUGUGAUUCUUGUAUUUUGUUAUUUCUUCAUAAGACCACCUCGGAAAUGUAACUGUUUAAUAUUGCUGAUAAUCAUUCCAUUGCACAUAGUCCGAUUUUUUUCUUUACUAUAUAUGCAAUUUAUUUUGUGGGAAUUUGUCGUUUGGUUUUUUUUCCUUAAUUGUACAUAUUUCAUUCUGGCACAAUGCCAGCCAUCAUUUAUAUGAAUCUCAUUGAUCUUAUGUAAUAAAUUAUAUUAAAGAGCAGCAAAAGAUUUUGAUAAACUAUAUUUGUUACACUUCAAUUGUGAAUAAAACGAUCUUUUAAUAUAA